GAGAGCUGAAUAUUUUUCUUUGAUACGAUUUUCAACAACAGAAUUUUUUUAAGUCUGCAGAUCUGAAUUAAAUCGACGGUUAAUAAAUUUGUACAUUUUUGUCAUUUUUCAAUCUUGAAGAAAAUACUCGACAAUAUUCACGAGUCUCUCGAUACUUUAAGCUAACUGCAGACUGAAAAUUUAUUGCCUGUCAACGAAAAGCGCCACAACUUUCACAUUUUUUAUUUCUUUUCACCGCUAUUAACUCCGGGAUCGUUUUCUGUACCGGCUCUUAUUCGAUUGAUCUCAAGUUCAAAAUGGGUUUCGAACGAGUUUCCAUAGUCUUCAUUUGCUUGUAUCUGGUCAGUUUUUGGAGAAUCGUUCAUAGCGACAAAGAGGUGCUACUAGACCGAUCCAGUCAAGAUAGCCCGUCUGACGAGGCGGCCAGUCAAGUGUGGUCUGACUUCGUUGCCGUAGGAACAACUGGAAAAACCAAACAUGGUUGGCAGUCGGGUGGCACGAGAAAGAAUGGGUAUGCUGUGUGCGACACUGAAGUGGAGGGGGCGGAGAACUGGCUCCGCACUCCCUACAUCGCACUGGAUGACGCCAAAAUACUCAAGAUCAGAAUAUGGUACAACCAAGAAGAUUGCUCUCUAGCCGAGGAAAAAUCUUCAAAAAAAUGUGAUAACAAAAUCAAACUGUCGUAUUUGCAUCGAAGUAACGCCUCGCCCGACGACAAAGCGGCAUACAAACCCCUUGAUCAACAUCUCGGAGACCUAUUUUUCACCGAGACAAAGCUCGAAGAGUCGAGUCAAGAUGACGCGUUUUUAUACGAAGCCGAAAUUGACCUGGAAAGGAUUGCCGAGAAUAAUUUUCAGCUAGGUCGGACUGUUUCCGACGGGGGAAUCUACUUGGCAUUUACAGACCACGGAUCCUGCACUGUUAUUCACAGUAUUAAAGUGUUCUACUAUUUCUGCCCUCAAGUCGUCAAAGAUUUCACGCUCUACCCACGAACUACAAGUGGUGGUUCGUCGAGUCCAGUGUUCGGCUCGUGUCAGCAAGGCGCCAGCUCGCAACCCGAUAGACAACCGAAAGCACUGUGUAACAAUGCGGGAGGAUGGGACCAUAUGAAGUCGUCUCAGGACAAAUGUCAAUGUGAGGCUGGCUACGAGAGCACGAACGAAGAUCGAAUAGAUUGCACUCCUUGUGGGCCUCACACGUACAAGUCGGACAGAUCUUCUGGCGCAUGUACAAGGUGUCCUUUGAACAGUUCUCCGGAUUUGAUGUCGGGGUCAACGAAGUGUAUCUGCAAUCACGGGUUCUUCCCUCCUCCAUCUGAUUUCCAUGACCUAGCAUGCCAGCAACCUCCCCCACCACCAGAGGGCCCGAUAGCCAUAGUGCAGAAUACAUUUGUGACCAUAAACUGGAAUGACCCAAUCAUGGACUCGUGGUACUCUGGCAGGAAGUUCUGGUACAGGAUCCAGUGUGAAAACUGUGCCUCUUCAGUCCACGUCCCAGAGGAACUGUACAACCCAAAAGUACAACUAACAGGUCUUCAGGAAUUCACCCGAUACGUGGUCAGAAUAUACACAGAGAAUACACUGACUAUGUUCAACCCAGACAGCGCACAAUACGCAACAGUCGAGUUCAAAACCCAAAGUAGAGCCAAAAUAACCAAUUUGGACGUGAAAUCUGAACAAGAUAACUCAAUAUAUCUCACGUGGGCUUCCGAGCCAGUCUCAAUGCAGGGAGGGUUCAAGGUCAUCUCUAUGUUUAACAACGAACACCAGUCUGAACAGGAAGUCCAAAUCCCACAGUACACUAUGCGACAUGUGGCUCCUGGCCCGUGGAAGUUCAAAGUGUGCUCGGUGGUACAGCCCGAUGUAUGUUCUAACGAUCUCUACUUCGAUGUACAAGGAGAGAUCUCUUCGUUGGAUCUGGAGUUGAGUCCGAAGCACUUGGUGAUAACAGCAGCCAUGAUCAUGGCCAUCAUUCUUCUGAUGCUGGUCAUACUAGUGUUAGCUGUCUAUUGCUAUCGUCGCUCAACUCCCAUCGACAGUUCGGGCGCCAUGUGGAACAACAGUAGCCAUCGGAGCAUGCACUUGUUGGAUGUCUCUCCCAAUUGCUACAGUCAGACCGAAUCUACUUAUGGAAUGAAGUCACCCUUCGGUCAGAGUUUUGUAGAUCCGAAGUUCUGCGAAGAUCCGGAAAAAGUGUUGUACGAGUUCACUCGAGAAAUUCCAUUAGACCAACUUGAAAUAUUCGACAGUCAAAAACUUAGUACAGGUCUUGAGAAUUCAGAGCAAUAUCCGACUGGACAUUUUGGCCGUGCAAUUCUGCAUACUUUAGAUGACCAGAGAAUUGAACUCGUGACUAAAAAGUGCGACCUAAUGUCGGUUUCAAACACAACAGACUUGCGAAGUUUCGCAUCCGAAGCCGCAGUAGCAUCGCAAUUCAACGACCCAAAUGUCCUCAUGGUGUAUGGCGUCGCUUAUGGACCCACAGAAGCGUACAUGUGCUAUGAGGUUGCCCACAAGGGAAACCUGUUGAGUUUUGUGCGAGAAUCUUGCGACAAGUUGAGUUCGAUCCAACUUGUUCACCUUUUGAGAGGAAUCUCUUGUGGCAUGCAGUACCUGUCGGACUUGGGCUACUGUCAUAAAGUGUUGAUAUCGGAAAACAUAGCCGUCAACUCGUCGGGAAUUUGCAAAAUAGCAGGAUUUGACAUGCGAACAGCUUUGGAAUUAGAAGAUUCAACUGGAUCAACAGCUAAGAUCGCAAAGUACUUGGUUCCCUGGAGCGCGCCUGAAGUGGUAAAUUACAAGAAAUACUGGAGCGCAUCUGAUGUCUACAGUUUCGCCACUGUCAUCUGGGAAGUCUUUUCAAAUGGAAGCUCACCUCACCUUGCUUAUCCCAAAUCGGUCUCAUCAGAACUUGUCGAUGGAAACUUCCAAACUCCAUUCAUGCUGUCGAUUCCGGAAGGAUGUCCGGAAGCUAUUUCGGAACUGAUGUCUUCUUGUUGGAAUCCAGACAAGAACAGCCGACCUAAUUUCAGACAGAUCAGAGAGACCUUGGAUAACAUUGUGCGCCACCCUUUGUUCAUCAACCAGCCCUUCACUAACUCAAUGAUCUACCAAGCACAGCAGCAGUAUUCGACAUUAGCGAACAUGACUCAAAGAAGUCAGAGCCAAGUACCUGCAUCGGAACAAAUGUUGAGAUCUCUCAAGCUAGAAAAGCAGUACCUCAGCUUCUUCUUGACCAACAACAUUCUCGACUCCUCCGAUCUCAUAGAGCUGACAGAAGAUAUGAUCGGAGCAAUCGGAGUGACAAACAAUAAACACAAGAAAAAGAUUAUAAGCUACAUCGAAUCCUUAAAAAAGCAGAAUCAAUCUAAAUACAUGGUCACCACGAGUACUUUCAAAAACAGUGCGGUCAACAUGCUUGUCUAGAGACUUCCUCGUUGCGAAAUUUUAUCCUAUUUCGAAAUGCUUUCACCAAGUUAGACUGAAACAGUGUUUAAAUUAAUUUCAGAUAUGCCAACUUGUAAACGUUAAAUUUUAUUGUGCAGUUUUUACUUAAGUAGUUUUAUUAUGCGCUGUGCUGCUUUUUAAUUCAU
This is a messenger RNA of Symsagittifera roscoffensis, 3592 nucleotides long. Its product is annotated as ephrin type-A receptor 5-like. Gene Ontology annotation, biological process: axon guidance; ephrin receptor signaling pathway; protein phosphorylation. Lineage: Eukaryota; Metazoa; Xenacoelomorpha; Acoela; Convolutidae. Gene Ontology annotation, molecular function: protein binding; transmembrane-ephrin receptor activity; ATP binding. Gene Ontology annotation, cellular component: plasma membrane; dendrite. Bases 297 to 3425 code for a protein of 1042 amino acids. The record is from RefSeq and is a predicted model, not a curated record. The transcript is spliced from 17 exons.